AUUGCGCACGCAUGUGCGUUCAACAUCUGCAUGUGGUAGGCUAAACCAGUAAGGCUCGACCUCCAAGCGCAACUUUCUACGGGAUGUAUGGCUGCAUCUCUUUUGGAAGGUGUGGGAUUGACUCUGCUCCUCACUCUGUUUGAAGUGUUACCGUGAUGCGUGUGUUCAUUUUUUUCUCCAGUAAAUUGGCUACUGGUUUUGCUUUCGCUAAAACAUGCGUCAAUGUCGCUACAUUUCUACGGAUUAAUGCAUACGCAAAAUAUUGAUACGUUCAACACAACGUGAAUAUGGAUUUUAUCUUUGUUUCAAUACUUUUUAUAUUUAUCGACGCGAUUUACGCAGUGUCCCGCUAUGGAAAUCUCCAACCAUACAUGCCCAACGUGUGUGCAGAGCGGGAAGUGAUGCUCGUUGCCCAAAGGCAGCCCUGUGUGCAGGCCUUCACACGUAUGGUCAAGGUCUGGAAGCAAGGCUGCCUAGGACAGAACUGGUGCAUGGGAUACGAGAGAAGGACAGCGUAUUACACAGCAUACAGACAAGUCUACAGACAAGACUACCGGACGGUUUGCAAGUGCUGUCCUGGAUGGUCUCAACUCAACGGAGAGGCUGGCUGCUUGUAUCCGGUGUGCAGCUACGGCGUGUGCUUCAACGGGGGCCAGUGUCGACAGGGAUCCCGCUCCAGCUCCCAGCUCUGUGAUUGUCCUGCUGGCUUCAAUGGGCCCAGUUGCCAGUAUGAUGUAAAUGAGUGUGAGGAGACUAACGGCGGUUGUGAGGCUCUGUGCUGCAACACCAUCGGCAGCUUCUACUGCAAGUGUCCUUCUGGUGAGCAGGUGAAGGACGACGGCAGGACCUGCCAAGAUAUUGAUGAGUGCCAGGUCCACAACGGGGGCUGCCAGCACGGUUGUGUGAACUCCAGGGGCUCCUAUCACUGUGAAUGUAACCCAGGCUCUCGACUCCAUGUGGAUGGACGCACCUGCAUCGCUGUCCAGUCAUGUGGAAUCAGUAAUGGAGGAUGUGAGCAUUUCUGUGUACAGCAGUCCCCUGCUGCCUUCCGCUGCCGCUGUAGAGACAAAUAUGUGCUGGCUGAAGAUGGCAAGCACUGCAAAUUGGAGAAUCCAUGUCUAGAUAAGAAUGGUGGCUGCCAGCAUGACUGUCAUGUUGAUCGUGGCAAGGCCCACUGUGAAUGUAGAAGUGGGUACAAGCUGGCAGAGGACAGGAAGACCUGUGAGGAUAUUGAUGAGUGUGAGUCGGAGCAGACGGGCUGUGCUCAUGGCUGCCAAAACACCCUGGGCUCCUUCGCCUGUGUGUGUGACACUGCCUACGAGCUGGGAGCAGACGGACGCCAGUGCUACCGAAUUGAGAUGGAGAUCGUCAACAGCUGUGAGAGCAACAACGGAGGCUGCUCCCAUCACUGCCAGCACUCCACCGGCGGCCCUGUCUGUAGCUGUAACCAGGGUUACCGACUGGAGGAGGACCUCAAGACCUGUGUUGACCUGGACGAGUGUGGAGAGGGAAGCUCCUGCUGCGAGCAGGACUGUACCAACUACCCUGGGGGCUAUGAGUGUUACUGCACAGCGGGGUACCGCCUCAACUCAGACGGAUGUAGCUGUAAUGAUGUGGAUGAAUGUCUGGCGGCUAACGGUGGCUGUGGUCACAUGUGCCAGAACACCGCCGGCUCCUUCCAGUGUUUCUGCCGCCGAGGCUUUCGUCUGGACGAGGACCGACACUCCUGUGAACCGCUGGAGAAUACAGUUGAGGCCCUGUAUAGUGGGGGCCAGGAUGCCGUGUGGCCCCUGCCUCAGCCUCAGCUCACCCUGCUGCAGAACUACAACCAGCCCCUGGAGCGCUAUGAUGACUAUGAGGAUGACGACACUGGAGAGCUGCUGGCUGAGAGCAUGUUGGCAGAGAAAUUUGUGUGUCUGAACAACACGUUUGGCAAUGACUGCAGUCUGACCUGUGAAGACUGUUCUAAUGGAGGGCUGUGUGGCCCAGGGAGAGAUGGAUGUCACUGUCCCGAUGGAUGGACAGGCCUCAUCUGCAACCAGACUUGUCCUGAAGGAUCCUUUGGCAAGAACUGCUCAUUUCCCUGUAAGUGUAUGAACGGAGCCACCUGUGAUCCUGUUAAUGGGAACUGUCGCUGCCCACCUGGCGUCAGUGGAGACAUGUGCCAGGAUGGCUGUCCUAAGGGCUUCUAUGGGAAACAGUGCAAUAAGAAGUGUAACUGUGCCUGUAACGGGCGCUGCCACCGCACCUACGGAGCCUGUCUGUGUGACCCUGGACUCUACGGGAGGUUCUGCCAUCUACCAUGUCCCAAGUGGGCCUUUGGACCGGGCUGUUCAGAGGAGUGUCAUUGUGUCCAACAGAACACUCUAGAGUGUCACCGUCGCCAUGGCACCUGCGUCUGCAAGCCCGGUUGGCAAGGCAAUGCAUGCAGGGAAGAGUGUGACCCAGGCACGUUUGGCCCAGGCUGUGAGAACAAGUGUGAGUGCCCGCUUGGACUGUCUUGUGAUCAUGUGACUGGGAAGUGCCAACGUCUGUGUCCGGCUGGUCUCCGUGGUGACACCUGUGAUCAAGCCUGUCCAGAGGGGAGGUUUGGGCCAGGCUGCCCUCAGGCCUGUGACUGCUCAGGGGCUCCAUGUGACAGAGUGAGCGGCCAGUGUCUGUGUCCUGCUGGAACAUCAGGAAAACGCUGUGAGAAUUUGUGUGUGGAGGGAUCCUGGGGCGUGGGCUGCCAUGAGGCCUGUCCAGUCUGUGAGAAUGGAGGAGUGUGUGACAAGCACAACGGAACCUGUUCCUGUCCUCCUGGGUACAUGGGCAGGCUCUGUCACAACUCAUGUCCGACGGGACGGUUUGGUGUUGGAUGCCAGCUGCGCUGCGUGUGUGAAAACAGCGGGCGCUGCCACCCUGUCACGGGCCGUUGUACUUGUAACCCUGGCUGGGCAGGACAUAACUGCAGGAAAGCCUGUGACUCUGGGCGCUGGGGACUGGACUGUGCUGAGAAAUGUGACUGUACGAAUGGGGAUGGCAGCUGUGACGCAGUGACGGGCCAGUGUAACUGUGAGGCCGGCUACACAGGGACACAAUGCCAUGAAGAGUGCCCAGUGGGGUCUUUCGGUCUGGACUGUCGGCAUCACUGCCAGUGUGACAACAAGGGGUCAUGUGACCAUGUCAGUGGAGCAUGCACCUGCCUGGUGGGCUGGACUGGAACCUUCUGUGAGAAACCCUGUCCCCAGGGCUUCUAUGGGGCAGACUGCCAGGAGAAGUGUGUCUGUCUGAAUGGAGGUCACUGCAACCAUGUCACUGGGACGUGUGUGUGUCCAGCUGGUUGGAUCGGUCCCACCUGCAAACUGACAUGCCUGGCUGGUUUCUAUGGGGAGGGAUGUAACCAAACCUGCGGUUGCCAUAAUAAUGGCAACUGCCACCCGGCGAACGGGCAGUGUGUCUGUACACCUGGCUGGUCAGGGCCCAGCUGCUCACAGGAAUGCCCAGUGGGCUUCUAUGGGGCGGACUGCCGUCAACACUGCCUGUGUCAGAAUGGAGCCAAAUGUGACCGAAUCAGUGGGCAAUGUACCUGUGCCAACGGGUGGAUGGGCGCAGCCUGCGGGCUAGAGUGUGUAUCAGGGCGGUUCGGGGCCGACUGCCAGCAGCAGUGUCAGUGUGAGAAUGGGGGCCACUGCGACAGACAGACGGGUCAGUGCAACUGUGGUCCUGGCUGGGUCGGAGAGCGCUGUGAAAAAGCCUGUGGGACAGGCUUGUUUGGAGCUGGCUGUGAGGAGAGUUGUCAGUGUGAGCAUAUAGCCCCCUGUCACCACGUUACUGGGCACUGCCUCUGUCCACCAGGUUGGAGGGGACCCCACUGUGAUAAAGCCUGUUUACCUGGAACCUAUGGCAAGGGCUGUGUGCAACGCUGCACCUGUCCCCAGGGUACUUCCUGUCACCAUGUCUCCGGGGAGUGUGGCUGUCCCCCUGGACUCACUGGCAAUGGCUGUGAACAGACCUGUCUCUCAGGGACACAUGGACUCAACUGUAACCAGGUGUGCCAGUGUUCUGAGACCAACCAGCUCUGCCACCCAGUGACUGGGUUGUGUUACUGCGCACCAGGCUUCCAAGGUCCUAAAUGUAACCAGGAGUGUCAGAAAGGUUGGUAUGGUCCCGACUGUGAGCGAGAGUGCCAGUGUCAGAACAGUGGGAAGUGCAGGUCCACCUCUGGCACCUGUGAAUGCACAGCAGGGUUCAUCGGAGCACACUGCAACAUCACGUGCCCAGCUGGUCGUUAUGGGCAGGACUGUGCCCGCGUGACACUGUGUGGAGAGGGGGCACAGAAUGAUCCUGUCACUGGUAGAUGUUACUGCAGCCCUGGGCGAAGAGGAGAGGACUGUGGACAAGGCUGUGCUCCUGGUUGGUUUGGAGAGGACUGUGCUAUCCUCUGUAACUGCAGUAACGGAGGACUGUGUGACUCUGUCUCUGGAAGCUGUACCUGUGGUCUGGGCUGGACUGGGGCUCACUGUGACACAGAAUGUCCUCCGGGGACAUUUGGAGGUAACUGCCAGCUGAAGUGUGACUGCUGGAACAAUGGCACCUGUGACAGGGUGACUGGAACCUGCCAGUGUGGUCCAGGAUACUACGGACAUCAGUGUGAACAUGCGUGCCCCCCUGGUCUCCAUGGCCCUCUGUGCCAACUCCAGUGUACCUGUCUGAACAAGGCGUCCUGCAACCCCUCCACUGGGUUCUGUAUCUGUCCUCCAGGGUACCAUGGCUCCCGUUGUCACAGAGAGUGUCAACAGGGCACGUUUGGUGUGAACUGUGCCAAGUCAUGUGACUGUGAGGAGGGCACGCCCUGUGACCCUGUGAGUGGCAGGUGUCUGUGCACCUCAGGCAAGACUGGACCCAGGUGUGACACUGCCUGCAAAGCAAACCGCUAUGGGCCAGACUGCACAGAGAGCUGUGUGUGUUACAACGCGGCUCACUGUGACCAUCGGAACGGCCGCUGCACAUGUCUCAACAGCUGGAUCGGACUCACCUGUCAGGAAGGUGGGCCUCCACGCCUCCCCUACAGAAGCAGGAGGGAGGAUAACGCACAUCUAGACAAUGCGUUAUAGCGCACCCUUUUGGUCGGAGCCUCCAAUCGCCAAUGAGCCUCCGACUGUAAGAGGCUGGGGCAGCAGCACAAGCUUCGCUGAAGCCGAACUGAAUUAAAAGGUUGGAUAUUAUUAUUUCAGACAUACUCACCUCAACGGGACAGAAUACUGCUGCACCCACAGGAGCUGGAUGACAGACAUGGAGAAAUGGACUCUAAGGAGAAAUGUUCUCAGUGUUUGCUCUCGGGUGGUUAAUGCUUUGGUGUGUGUGUAUGCUGUGAACUGUGCAGGGCUUUCAUUGUUUGUGUUCAUGUGCAUACUGUAUACAUGUGCAUCUCCCACUCAGGCAUCAGUGAUGAGGUACGGUAUGUUGUGACCCCCUUUCUGGUAGUUAGAGGGCGGCCAGUGUUUACCAGGACUUGGAGCUCUAUUCAUUGUGUGUCGCUGAAGCGUUCGAUUUAAAGGUAAUGACCUAUUGGCCGGCAUCUGCAGCGUUUACCUUGCAUGCAGUGUCUGCUAAAGCAGGAACAUUGCCUUUAAAUUCAAAUCAAGCUAUAAUGCUGAAUUUCCGCGAUACGGAUUGAAUAGAGCCCGUGUUGUAGAGAGAGGCUGAAUAGAUCUCCCCACUCCAGCCUCCUCUGCACACUCCCCCCCUGGACAAACCACGCGGGAUAAAGAUGUGUUUGGCGACAGUUGCUGAACGUCCAACGCUAACACUAAUUUUUUAUUUCAGAGAUUCACCGACUCACUAUUGUACUUGAUAUUUGUUUUGUAUACUAUGCAAUGCUAUACUAUUGUAUGUAUUUGUUUUGUAUACUAUGCAAUGCUAUACUAUUGUAUGUAUUUGUUGUGUAUACUAUGCAAUGCUAUACUAUUGUAUGUAUUUGUUGUGUAUACUAUGCAAUGCUAUACUAUUGUAUGUAUUUGUUGUGUAUACUAUGCAAUGCUAUACUAUUGUAUGUAUUUGUUGUGUAUACUAUGCAAUGCUAUACUAUUGUAUGUAUUUGUUUUGUAUACUGGGCAAUUCUGUAGUGUUUUAUGCUUUGGUUGUCGUCAUUUACCCCAGAAAUGUUCAUGGAAUAUGUGGAUAAACAGUAUACAUGUGGCAUUAUUAUACAAAUCCCAUCACUUCUACAUCAUAUACUGUAAAUGAUUCAUUAUUUGAAUCUGUCCUUAUGAAUGAGCCAUCAGAGCCAACAUAACCCAAGUAUCUAUGCUUUUGGAAAGUAGUGAGGUGAAUCCUAUCAGACAAUGCAAAGUGAUUUGAGCACCUGAAAAAGCGCUUUCAAUGAUAUUUCCAAUCCAGUAUAAUAUUGUGAUGUCUAAUUGCAGUAAAUAGCAUAAAGUUAUGUUUGAUAUUCUGUACUUUAUAUGAAGCGACUUGUUAUAAGAAUGUUGGUGCUAUGGCGCUUUAAUUCAAUAUAUGUUGACCAGAAGACAGUAUAUUAUCUACAUAUUGGUCAGUACAUUUUUGUUUACCAAAGUACGUUUGCGUGGGUGAUUCUGAUUCAUAUCCUCAAAGUUUAGAGUUCACCCCAUUGGAUUGCACAAUGAUUCAGGAGACACAAUAUAACUUGAGCAGACAGUGGGCUCAGCCCAGUCAUGGUAAACAGUACCUUUUUGUUUUUUGUGUAUAAAGUGCUCUUUACAUAUAUUUAUAUUUUAUACAGUAUAUUGUAUACAGUUCAAGAUAAUGCAAUAGGUAAGUGUAUUCUGUCUAUGACUGGAGUCAAGAGGAUUUUCUAAUCGGGACACCUAGUAAAUAACCCAUAAAAUAUCAAACACAAUCAAUGAAUGAAAAAGUCAAACACAGGGAACUGUUUUUACAUUCUUAUUUUUUCAUUAUCAUUUCAUUAAAGACGAAGCUGUACAUCUGAUCUAAAUGCAGAUUGAAGCACAGUGCAGUUAGCAAUGCCUGCAAAUGAAAAGGCAGAGGUGACCACAACCAUAAAUAUAAAGGUCAAACUAUGUACAUACAGGAGAUGACUAGUUAGGGCAUCAUCACUGAGAGAAGGUAGUCUGCCAUUGCAUUCAUUUGAGAGCAUUCUGCACAAUAUACACAAUACAAAUAAAUUGCUUAUUUUAUCUUUACACUGAUACAAUAUUAAGAGGAAAAUGCAGCAUGUUGAAAAUGAAAAUAAAAAGACACUUUUAUUCUCCCUCUUCUGCUUCUUC
Oncorhynchus masou masou (cherry salmon) is the source of this 7250-nucleotide messenger RNA. Its product is annotated as multiple epidermal growth factor-like domains protein 6. Gene Ontology annotation, molecular function: protein binding; calcium ion binding. Bases 288 to 5096 code for a protein of 1602 amino acids. The record is from RefSeq and is a predicted model, not a curated record. The transcript is spliced from 38 exons. Lineage: Eukaryota; Metazoa; Chordata; Actinopteri; Salmoniformes; Salmonidae.